GCCUCGUCGGACGCAGCGGCGGCCGCUCAGGCACGUCUGUCGGAGCAAGACGUCACGCCGGGUCAGGUAGACGUCUGGAUCAGACAGGGUGACCUGGAGAAGCUGGAACAGGUGCUGGUCGACGGUCAUGGAGACGCUCUGGAGGGCAAGACCGCCUGGAACGAGCAGGCCCGCAACAUUCUGAAGGUGGCGCCCACUUAUAUGGAGCAGAUAGCGGCCAUGCACAGCGCCGCCGCGCGCGGUGACGUGGCCGAAAUCAAGGAGCUGUCGCGCGUCAAGGGUCCCUACUCCAAGUCGACUAAAUUGGUACAGUCACUGGAUGAGAACGGUCGCCUGCCGCUGCACCUGGCCGCCUGGUACGGCCACACGCCGGCCAUACAGUUCCUCACAGAGAGGUACCCGGCGGGCAUCCACAUCAUCGACAAGGAUUCCAGAGCUCCUCAUCACUACGCCGCCAUGGCGAGUGACUCGAAGAAGGCCAAGAAAAACUACAACUACCUUAUUCAGAAGGGAGCCAACGAGAACAUCAAGGACAGUCGGGGUAACGUGGCCAGUUACUACCUGACCAACCCGUCCGACGAGUCGCGGCCACCCACGCCGGAGAAGGGCGCGAAGCUGGGCGCGGCUCCGCGCCCGUCGCGCUCCGACUCGCCGAAACAAUCCCGACGCACCUCGCGCGCCGCCGAAUCUCCGAAACAUUCCCGACGCACCUCACACGCCGCCGAAUCUCCGCGUCGAUCACGACGCACUUCACACGCCGUCGAUUCGCCGCGUCGAAGCCCGAGCCGCGGGGCCGACCGUGCCCCCUCGCGAAGCGGAGACGACAGAGAGGGAGGACAGGACAUGGAUAUGGACACAGUUGAGCGCCUGCUGCUGACCGGUAGAACUGACGAGUUGAAGGGAGCUCGAGCCACCGACCCGGAGGUGCAGGAGCUGCUGGAUUCAGUGCCAUUCAUAAUGGAGAAGAUAGAGAGCGCCCACCGCGCUGCGGAGGAGGGGGAGUUCAGAGACGUUCAGGCUCAGCUGGAUAGGAGGAAGCUGGCAGGGUCGACCCUCAAGGACGGGGCCAACCCCCUCCACAGGGCGGCCUUCAUGGGCAACACGGACGUGGUGAGGUACCUGGUGCAGAACUUCCCCGACACGAUGGACGCCCAGGACAGGAACGGACGCACCCCGCUGCACUACGCCGCCGGCAGCCGCGACGGAGAGCAUGUCUACAAACUGCUGCAGAAGGCCGGCGCCAGGGAUGACAUCAAGGACAAGCGCGGUCGGGAGCCUCAGUAUUACGCCGACCACCGCGGAUCCCUGCGCUACACCACUGUCAGUCAGCAGUCGGACAGCUAUGACGACUCAGAGGACGAGCUUGACGCGGGGGCGAAUCGACGCGACUCUCACGCAGACCGCCGCUCCAGCGCUGACGGACGCAGCUCGCGCAUCGACCGCCGCCUCAGCGUGGACGACCGCGGCUCGCGCAGUGUGAGUCGCGUGUCGGCCUCCGGAGCUGACGUCGAGUUCACCGAGGAUGCCUCGGACGCCGAGGUGCGCGAGAUCGAGACCGCCUUCGAGAAACUGCAGCGCUCCAACGCCACCUCGCUGCUGCGGAAGCACCUGACGUCGGAGGUGCUCGAGCAGGUGAAGCGUCGUCGCACGCGCCACGGCGCGACUCUGAUGGAUGUCAUUCGCUCCGGCGUCGAGAACUUGGACUCGGGUGUGGGAGUGUACGCGCCAGACGGAGACGCGUACACGGUGUUCGCGCCGCUGUUUGAUCCGAUCAUCGAGGAGUAUCAUGCCGGUUUCGGGCCCAGCGACCGCCAGCCACCGGUGACGUUCGGCCAUCCGAAGCAGCUGACCAAGGUGCUCGGCAACCUGUCCAGGCUGGGUAAGUACGUCAUCAGCACACGGAUCCGCACGGCGCGGAGCCUGGAGGAGUAUCCGCUGAACCCACUGAUGACCGAGACGGACUACAUCGACAUGGAGAGGGAGGUAGUGAAGGUGCUGCAGGAUCUGACCGGCGACCUGGCCGGCACCUACUACCCCCUGGACGGGAUGAGCAGCAAGGACAAGAAGCAGCUCAUCGAGGACCACUUCCUCUUCAAGGAGGGUGACCGGUUCCUGCAGGCUGCCAACGCGUCACGACACUGGCCCAAGGGCCGCGGCAUCUUCCACAACGCCGCCAAGACAUUCCUGGUCUGGGUGAGCGAGGAGGACCACCUGCGCAUCAUCAGCAUGGAGCAGGGCGGCAACGUCACCAGCGUGUACGCGCGGCUCGUCACCGCGCUCGUCAACCUCGGCAAACACCUGAAGCUGCGCCGUGACCGUCGUCUGGGCUCGGUCACCUUCUGUCCGACCAACCUCGGCACGGCGAUCCGCGCCUCGGUGCACGUGCGCCUGCCGCGACUUGGCCGCGACCGCGCUCGUCUGGAGAAAGAGUGCGCGCGCCUGGGUCUGCAGGUGCGCGGCACUCACGGAGAGCACUCGGAGAGCAGUGAGGGGGUGUUUGACCUGAGCAACAAGCGCCGGCUGGGUCUGACCGAGAUCGACGCUGUAACGGAGAUGUACCAGGGCGUGUCGGAGAUCAUUCAGAUGGAGAAGGACGCCAAAAAGUGAGCGCGGUGAUUGCGAGAGACACGGGCAGAAGAGGUGAUUGAUGGACAGGGAAGCACCAGGAUGUCGUGUGUACGUGCGUUUAUGAGUGUACAUUCUAAGAGAUGGUUGGGCUCGGUAGAUCGUGUCUUUUCUUUUGUGAGAUUUGUCGACCUGUCGACCUUUGUGUUUGUGUUUCGUCUUGUGACGGUUUCAGAAGAGAAUAAAGUAGCGGUAUGAGAGAUCGGUAACCAUGCACUUGUUCCUGUGUAAAAAGGUGAUUAUUGUUGUCUAAUAACGUUCGAAAAUGGCGGUAGAGUGGCGAUUAUGAACAACAAUGAUCAGCUCUCAAGUCGAAGAGCAAGUGACCGAGAAGUUGCUUUCAUUGAUCUGCAACGGCAAUGAAAAGGUAGCUUUAACGUCGAUAUAAUUUUAAUGAGUUCGGUUAUAUGUAGAAUACAACUUGAUACCGUCUGCUCAGACUAAUGGUUAUGAAUCGGAAGAAGCGAGACGGAUCUUCGAAUGGUUAUUUGUGUCUGCCGAUUUGCUGAGAAAAUGUGGGCUUGAGAGCAAAGUGCAAUGCCUAUUUAGACGCUCUGUACGUUGCAUUGUAUGCUGAUGUGGCAUGUGGAUUUGGCUGUCAUACCGAAUGGGACUACAUGGUCGUAUUGUCCAGCCGUUGUGAUGUUUGCUUGAUACUAGCUAGAUCCCUAAACGCAUUGAACUAUGCAAAACUAAAACGCUCUAUCAUAUCAUUAAGUUAGCGUCAUCCUCUAUCGUAGUCAAGCUCAUUGUCUUGCUUCUCGGCAAGUUCUACGCAGAGGAUGCGGUGCUUCUGUCAAUAGUUACAAUGUAAAAAUGUAGUCUGGAAGCCGAGCAACCGAUUGAAUAUAAUGUAUGCGCCCUGUUAGAAGUGCAAGCCUGUCGCUAGCUUCGUUUGUAUGCAAGGUAUCUUUUGGUUUCCAAUUCAAAUGUAACGGUAUAACCUCGCAGCAAUAACACAAACAAAACACUUCGAAAGAUAAAACCCCCUCCUGUUCAUAGUACGUAGUGCAUUUCACGUCAUACUUUGACUAUUAGCUUGACGUACAGUUUGUCAUAGUGGUUGUGAAAUGUGAAUGUGUAGCAAUAAAAUAGUUGUGGUCUUCAAUAAACGAACAAGGGCAAAA
Amphibalanus amphitrite is the source of this 3752-nucleotide messenger RNA. RefSeq lists its product as uncharacterized. Gene Ontology annotation, molecular function: creatine kinase activity; protein binding. The transcript is spliced from 8 exons. NCBI's taxonomy places the organism in Eukaryota, Metazoa, Arthropoda, Thecostraca, Balanomorpha, Balanidae. Gene Ontology annotation, biological process: phosphocreatine biosynthetic process. The record is from RefSeq and is a predicted model, not a curated record. Bases 202 to 2607 code for a protein of 801 amino acids.